This is a messenger RNA of Pseudomassariella vexata, 2784 nucleotides long. RefSeq names its product family 31 glycosyl hydrolase. Gene Ontology annotation, biological process: carbohydrate metabolic process. Gene Ontology annotation, molecular function: hydrolase activity, hydrolyzing O-glycosyl compounds; carbohydrate binding. The record is from RefSeq and is a predicted model, not a curated record. Bases 1 to 2784 code for a protein of 927 amino acids. NCBI's taxonomy places the organism in Eukaryota, Fungi, Ascomycota, Sordariomycetes, Amphisphaeriales, Pseudomassariaceae. The transcript has 7 exons.
AUGGCUAGUCUCCUGUUCAUAGCUGUGGCCGUCUCAGCGGCAGCUAUUGUGAAGAGAGAUUACCCGAGUGGUGACCCUCUCGCAACAUGCCCGGGCUACAAAGCAUUGAAUGUGCAAACUUCUUCGUCGGGAUUGACGGCAGACCUCACUCUCGCGGGGGAUUCAUGUGACGCCUAUGGCACCGACUUGAUAGACCUUACUUUGGAAGUGUCUUACGACACGGCAAACAGGAUCCAUGUUAAGAUCCAAGAUGCUGCCAACAGUGUCUACCAAGUCCCAGUAUCUGUAUUCCCUCGACCAGAAGUCGGAGGAAGCACUGCGGCUGAGUCUACGUUGGCCUUCAACUACACCGAAGAGCCAUUCACUUUCACUGUCUCGAGGGCAGAGUCUGGAGAGGUACUCUUUGAUUCUUCUGCUGCCAGUCUAGUCUUCGAGUCUCAAUAUCUACGCCUAAGAACCAAGCUUCCAGAGGAUCCCUACCUGUAUGGUCUCGGAGAACACUCGGAUCCGUUCAGACUGAACACCACCGACUACAUCCGUACUAUCUGGUCUCAGGAUUCAUACGCAGUACCCGAAGGUUCCAACCUUUAUGGUAACCAUCCUGUGUAUUACGAGCACCGGUCUUCGGGUACGCAUGGAGUCUUUCUGCUCAACUCAAACGGCAUGGAUAUCAUGGUCAAUAGCACUGAAGAAUCUGGCCAGUAUCUCGAAUACCACACUCUGGGCGGUGUGCUUGAUUUUUAUUUCAUUGGAGGCCCAUCUCCAGCCGAGGUUGCUCAGCAAUACGCUGAAAUAGUCGGUCUACCGGCAAUGCAGCCGUAUUGGGGAUAUGGUUUUCACAAUUGCCGUUAUGGGUAUCAGGAUGCUUUCGAUGUCGCCGAAGCUGUCUUUAACUACAGCCAGGCCGAGAUACCCCUCGAGACGAUGUGGACAGACAUCGAUUACAUGUACCGUCGCCGGGUAUUUUCCUUAGAUCCUGACAGGUUUCCUUUAGCGAAAAUGCGGGAAUUGGUCGAUCACCUGCACGCACAUGACCAACAUUAUGUCGUCAUGGUCGACCCUGCGGUGGCUUACCAAGAUUUCCCAGGAGCCUUUCAACGAGGUGUAGAAGACGACAUUUUUAUUCUUCGAGAGAAUGGUUCCGUGUGGAGAGGUGUCGUGUGGCCUGGAGUUGCUGUCUUCCCUGAUUGGUUUAGUCACAAUAUCACUAAUUAUUGGAACAAUGAGUUUGCCAUGUUCUUCUCCGAAUCUGAUGGUGUAGAUAUUGACGCCUUGUGGAUCGACAUGAACGAGCCAUCCAACUUUCCAUGCUACUUUCCCUGCGCCAACCCCGACGCUGCAGCGAUCGGGUUCCCGCCGGAACCACCUGCAGUUCGGACACCGCCAAGGCCUCUGCCCGGUUGGCCAUGCGAUUUUCAACCGGCAGGCACCGAAUGCAAGCGGUCGGAGGAAACAAUAUCACUUGCAAUCCGUGACGGUAUCCCGGAAUCACGUUAUGACCAUCUAGUCAUGACCGAGCGCCAAGACGAAGGUCAACAGCUCGGCUUGCCUGGUCGCGACUUACUCUUCCCCAAAUAUGCUAUUCAUAAUAAGGCCGCCUACCAAGAUGACUGGAAUGCAGAAGAAGGUGGCAUAAGCAACAAGACGGUGAACACCGAUUUGAUUCAGCACAAUGGGCUUUCCCAAUACGAUACUCACAAUCUUUACGGUUCGAUGAUGUCUACAGCAUCUCGGGAAGCCAUGCUCGCGCGGCGACCAUCGUUGCGACCCAUGGUCAUCACCCGAUCGACUUUCGCCGGUGCCGGGGCAAAAGUAGGCCAUUGGCUCGGCGACAAUCUGUCGACUUGGUGGCACUACCGUCUGGUAAUCCGGAGCAUGAUGUCGUUCGCGGCCAUCUAUCAGAUUCCCAUGGUUGGUGCGGACGUGUGCGGCUUCAGUUCAGACACGACGGAGCAGCUUUGCGCUCGAUGGACCGCCCUAGGCGCUUUUUCUCCCUUCUACCGUAACCAUAAUGAUCUUAGUAGCAUCCCGCAGGAGUUCUACCGCUGGAAGUCUGUCACAGAGGUUGCAAAGAAGGUUAUCGAUAUUCGGUACCGUCUUAUUGACUACAUGUACACCGCUCUCCACCACCAGAGCGUGGACGGAACUCCCUCGGUCAACCCAAUGUUUUAUCUUUAUCCGGAAGACGAGACGACUUGGGAUUUGGAACUGCAGUAUUUCCUCGGCCCGGGACUGCUAGUCGCGCCAGUGACGGAUGAGAAUGCAACCAGCGUCGACGUCUACUUGCCAAACGAUGUUUUCUAUGACUUCUACACUUAUGAAAAGGUGGAGGGCAAUGGUGUGCAUAUCACUGUCACAGAUCAGGGCUGGUCCGACAUCCCGCUCUACAUCAAAGGGGGCAUCGUAAUUCCCCUGAGAACCAAGUCCGCGAUGACGACAACAGAGUUGCGAAGGCAAGACUUCGAAAUCCUCGUUCCGCUGGGUGCCGACGGAAACGCCAGCGGGGAGCUGUACCUGGACGACGGUGUCAGCCUCGAGCAGAAGGGCACCACGCUGAUUAGUUUUUCUUAUAAGAAGGGGGUUCUGACCGCGUCGGGCCAGUUCGAAUACGAUACGGAUAUCAAGAUUGCGAAGGUGACAUUCUUGGGACUGUCUCAGGAGCAUGGGGUGGAGAAGAGGUUCAAGGUCAUGGGGAAGAGGGCUGAGGCGGUUGUGAAUAAAUACUCUACGACAGUAGUUGUUGAUAAGCCCUUGACUGGUGCUUUUACGGUAGAGGUCUCGUAG